This is a messenger RNA of Symbiodinium natans, 1329 nucleotides long. The record is from the annotation of a GenBank genome assembly. Lineage: Eukaryota; Dinophyceae; Suessiales; Symbiodiniaceae.
AUGGAAGCGGCCCUGGAUGCCGCCAAGCAUCUGGCAGAGGUCCGGAGGGCGCUGGAUUUGGCCAUGCGCCAGCGGGAUGCGAAGAGGCUGGCGGAGGCCAUCCAGGCCGCGAAGCAGUGUGCCCUGGCGCCCGAGGAGUUGGCCGCGGCGGAGGCCGUCUUGACGGAGGCAUCGCGCCGGGAGGCUCGUGCAGCGUUGCAGAAGGCCAUUGCCGCUCAGGACGUGUCCACGCUCUUCCAUGCGGUGGCCGAGGCCGAGGCGGCAGGAAUCGAGCAAGAGGACCUGGAGCCGGCGAAGGCAGCUCUGGAUGCCGAGGUGCGCGCUGCCACGAAGGCCGGGGAGCAGCGCCUCUUUGACUCCCACGCUGCGUUGCUCCCGCCAGCUGGGGAGCUUGCCUUCGAGGUGUCGCGGCAGUCGCUCAACGCGGAGGGCUACGGUGGUUUCGACUGGAAAGUUCGCGAGCACCUGGCCUUCGGCACAGUCGCAGUGGGCCAGGAGCUGGCAACCACGCUGGAGAAAGCCUGGUUUGCCAAGAAGUCGAACAUCUUGGACGAGCUGUGCCAGAAUCUCCAAAGCUGCCACAUUUCGAGCAACGGGAAAAUCUGCAAACCUCAAGCCCUGGACAAGACCAUCCUACUGAAGCUGGGUCAUGACAUCAAGUCCCGGAUCAGCCAGCAGACCGAAGCCACGUGGACGAACUUUCCGAUCGCGCUGGCGGCCAUGUUACUCUACACGCAGCAGGAUGUGGACACCGACCGCACGCUGCUUUUCCUCGACUGCCCCUCCGCUGCCGUGGGGCCGCAGCUCUUUGCUGAGAGGAAGGAGGCUUAUGACGCGUACCGGGGGCGGAUGACGAAGGGCGCGGCGCGCCGGAACCCGAUGCUCUCCGGCGAGGUAGGUCGCGUGGCUACGGCGGUGCUCCACUCAGCGCUCAGCGCAGGGAUGCGGCAGGGGGUCGACCCCGUGGCUGCGCAGCCCCUGAGACAGUGGGUCAAGAGCGCCUGCCUGCUCAGCGUGUGCCGACAGAGUUUCGAGGAGCCUCGGGUUCUGACGCGGAUGCUCAUGACGCUUGGCUGGCCGAAUCUCUCCGACCGUGGGCUCCAUGAGCUCCGCAAGAAGCAGAAGGACGACGUCAUCGUUUGUCCGCAGCUUCUGAGCACAUCUGCGAAUCCGGGCUACGUCGACAAGUACCUUUUUCUGGGGGCCGCCAAUCUGGAGCAGCAUGUGAUCCUGACGAUUCGCGCCCCGGCCUUGAACAGCUGCAUUUUGGGAGAUGAGGCUUGCCGGGUGUUCUCGGGGUCUUCGUCGAAGAGGCCUCUCAUUUUUUGA